This is a messenger RNA of Lactuca sativa (garden lettuce), 1774 nucleotides long. RefSeq names its product phospholipase A(1) DAD1, chloroplastic. NCBI's taxonomy places the organism in Eukaryota, Viridiplantae, Streptophyta, Magnoliopsida, Asterales, Asteraceae. The record is from RefSeq and is a predicted model, not a curated record. Gene Ontology annotation, biological process: lipid metabolic process. Gene Ontology annotation, molecular function: glycerophospholipase activity.
AUUUUUUUAUUUUUACUUUUUGUUAAAAAAGCACUAUAAUCUCUUAGAACGUAAGGUUUGAACUUUGAACGAUACAGCCGUUGUCCAUAGAAAAUUCUUUUCUUGCCACCUAUAGGCUAUAGGGCGGUUUUUUUUUUUUCUUUUUUUGUUCCUUUCACAAGAGUAAUAGUUGCUUCUUGAUGAUAAGUCAUAUACAAAAGUUAAUAGUUUCAAGACGUAUAUGACUAUAUAAAAUAUGCGUCGACAAUUUACAUGCAUGUCAUGUAUAAUUAUUGUAUAAAGUUUAUCACGUCUUAAAAAGUACAAUUACACUUGGACUUAAAUCUUGUUACUAAAAAUGGAGAAACACCCAACUUCAUUAUACAGCUUCUUGGAAUAGCAAGCCAACAUUGGUGCUUUUUUUAGCAACACACAGACACUUCAACACUAUAUAUAUGCAUGCCCAACACUUAAUCUUAAAAACCACAUUCAAAUCUAACUUUGGUUUUUUAAAACCUUCACCAUGACACUUAGUAUGAAAUCGGUUCAACCAUUCGCACCCAUGGCUAAGCCACCACCCGAACCACUAUGUCAAAGGCGGUCUACACUGUCCAUGAAGACAGCUCAACCAACACGCGUCACUCGAGCUCCAAGUAAAUGGGUUAUUGACUCGGAAGGUCAUCAGACGCAACCACCACUGAGUCGACUCGGUAAGAGAUGGAAAGAGUAUCACGGGUCGAAAAACUGGGAGGGAUUAUUGGACCCACUUGAUGACGGUUUACGUGACGAGAUUAUACGGUAUGGGAGUUUUAUCGAGGCGGCAUACAAAUGUUUCGAUUCCAACCCUCCUUCACCAAGUUACUCUACACGCCAUGUCACCGACUCAAAAGUUGACGAUAGUGGAUACCGUGUGACGAAAAACUUAUACGCCACAUCAUCGAUUCCAAUGCCAUCUUGGGUAAGAGGGAUUGGAGAGCGGUCUAGUUGGAUCGGUUAUGUCGCAGUUUGCGAGGACCAGAAUGAGAUCACUAGACUCGGUAGACGAGACAUAGUGAUCUCAUUGCGUGGGACUGGGACCUGUCUAGAGUGGCUCGAGAAUCUGCGAGCCACUCUGACUCGUUGUCCGUUCAACAAUAAGUUGUCGAACGGACAACACGACACUCCGAUGGUGGAAAGCGGAGUUUUAAGUUUAUACACGUCGAGCACGUCGGUAUGCCAAAGUUUACAGCAAUCAGUAACAGACGAACUUUUAAGAAUAGUUGAUACGUACGGUGACGAGCCGUUAAGUGUCACCAUCACAGGACAUUCUUUAGGUGCUUCUUUAGCUAUUUUAGCGGCUUACGAUAUUAAAAAUACAAUCAAACACGCGUUACAUCUCUCGGUUAUCUCGUUUGGUGGGCCCCGGGUUGGGAACCGGAGUUUCCGGCAUAAUCUAGAACUACAAGGGACAAAGAUUCUACGGAUUGUGAAUUCGGAUGACCUUAUUACGAGAGUACCAGGUUUUUUCGUGGAAGACCAUGAUGACGUGGCGAAAAAACAGAAACCUCGCAUGGAACAUUUGCCAAGUUGGAUACAGAAAUGUGUAAAUGAUAAACGAUGGGUUUAUGCUAACAUUGGACAUGAGCUACGACUAAGCAGUCGCGCAUCAUUAAAGUUGAACAGUAUUGAUGUUGCCACGUGUCAUGAUUUAAAGACAUAUCUACAUCUAGUAAAUGGAUUUGUGAGCUCAUCUUGCCCUUUUAGGGCAAGUGCAAGAAUGAUGCUCAAUAAAGCUUCUACUGUUCCUCCCACAUAA